CUAAAUAGGGUAGGGAAUAUCGCAGAUUUUGGUCAUAAAUAGGACAAGGGUUUUGGGAGGCGGGCCACACACUCCCACCCGAUUUUGCUGGGAGUACCCCCCCCCCUUAGGUUGCAACAUCUCUUCGUAAAUGCACGCAUGUUUUUACUGGUAUUUGCAUAUAUUAUAGGCAAUGCCUGUCUAUAAUGUGUAGCUAGCUUUGAGAUCGAAAAUGCACCUCUCAAACUCACCAGUGACAAUGCAUGAGUUCUUGCUUAGUUACUGAUUAGUGAACACGGGCAAUUUAUCACAAACUAAUUAUUGCGUUACUAACGUUACAAAACUGAUAAACCUUUAGGGUAACAUCAGAAUGGGUGGCAUUAAAAAAUUGGCGAUGUACAGCCGUGAAGUGUUCUUUUUGGAUAAAAGUAAAUUGGACCUUCGAGCUCCCGAUUUAGCACAAAAAUUCCAGAAAUUACCUCCAAGUUCCGAUGGAGUUGAUGGGAUGCACGGGGUGCCAGGACCAUUAGUGGAAAUAUUUGCUGACACGGUAGCUGGACAAGUAAGCAUUGUAACAAGUGGUGGAAAUGGGAAGCAGGGGCAAGAUGGUUCCGAUGGUAGAAAAGGGGCCGACAGCUCAGCAAAGAGAGCUGACAAGACCGAGCAAGACUGUUUAGCAAUGGGUGAAAAGUGCUCGGAUAUUCCAGGGCAACGAGGUGAACAAGGAGGGGUUGGCGAAGACGGCGGGUAUGCUGGGCAUUCUGGAAACGGUGGUAACGCUGGACGCCAAACAAUAAACGUCAGAAAAGUGCAAGGAAAGCUGGAUCUAAAAACAUGUCCUGGUAGAGGGAGCCAGGAAGCUAAAAAUGGCGUUGGAGGAGUUGGCGGUGGGGGAGGACUCGGAGGUCGUGGUGCCAAAUGCAAACGCCAUGGAAAAUGGUGUAAAUUUCCCUGUUCUCGACGCUGUAAAAUGAAAGGUCAAACAGCUCAAGCGGCCCGUGGCCCACCUGGAGAAAAAGGACAUGACGGGCAAACUCCGGUAACCCCUGGUUCAGACGGUCAAGUGGAAAGCUCUUAUCUUCAGAAACGUGACCUUAGUCUCAGUGGAAAAGGGAAGUAUCCAUUAGCUUUAAUAAAGCUGAUGACCAGGUACGCUGAAGAUCUUAUUUGGUCGAACAAGAUCACAAAAGCCGAAGCUGUGUUGAGGUUCAUCGUUACCUUAACACAAGGAAGAUCGGAUGCAUCUGAAUUGAGAAAGGUGGCAAAACGAAGACUAGCCUUUCUAAACAAAGACGGAUUUGACCGAUUUGGAAGGAAUCAAUUGUUCGCGCCGCUGAUGAAAUGGGAAGCUAUCAAGAGUAAGGCGGUGGCAAUUAGAAAUAACGCUGAACCGUACGAAAAGGCGUACAAUGAGAUACGAGAUUCCGUUCAAGGGCGGGAUAAUAUAAAAGAAGUGUUCAAGGCGCUUCCAGUGGCAGCUAAGACUCAGGUUGAUAAAGAGAAAGAAAGACUCACUGAGGCUAGACGAGUAGCAAUAAGCCAGAAAGGAGUUUAUGUUAAGAGCAUCAAGGAGUUUGAAUCAAGUAUGGCCAGUUCUCUGAAAGCAAUAGCCGCCCAGCUUCCUGAUGUAUACAAAAAGUCGCAGUUCAACAAACAGGACCUCGUUGUUAUACUUCAAGGAGUUACUGGAUUCGUUGGUGGCGUGGUAGGAAAGGAUCCAUUUUCGACUCUUAGUGCCGCUAUAGGAGUUGCCGGUCAUUUUGCGACAAAGUGUAAUACAGGAUCUCUUCACGAAAACCUGAACAAAACAGAGAAGUGGUUAGCAUUUGGCAAGGAAUACGCCGCUCUUAAAGAUUCUAGUGAUCUGGAUUUUGACAAGAUGGACAUAGGAUCUGUACCAGAGGUUAUGAAGGCCAACCUGGAAAUGAACCAGGGAGGACUAGCAGCGGACCUGGUUUGCAUGUUGGACGAGAGAUCACUGCCUCGAAACAAGGCAAAGUUCGAGGCAGAGAUUGGGGGUUUCUUUAUUGCUGGUGCAGCAAGAAUUGAUCUCAUUGGCAAAGUUAUUGACUUAGACAAUUUCAUUGGUGGAAACAAUUUUGAUAUCCUUAACUUGGAAGAAACAUCAAAUGCAAUAGGAAGCCUCAGUGAAUCUGGUGGUAAGCAUUCCUGCUUGAUUGUACAAUGAAGCAAUGUCUUCCGUAAACAUAAAACCCCAAUCCAACAACAAUGUUACACAUUGAACCAAACUGGAAGUAAAAAGCCAUGCACUAAUCGGAAGAGCGUUACUGGGAACUAC
Molecule: messenger RNA, 2278 nt
Organism: Orbicella faveolata
Lineage: Eukaryota; Metazoa; Cnidaria; Anthozoa; Scleractinia; Merulinidae
Source: RefSeq, a predicted model, not a curated record